AUGUUUUGGAUAACUUUAUUUAUUUCAUUUUUAAUUACUUUAGUUUCAUUAAUUUAUUUGUUUAUCAAAAAGAAGUUUUCAUUUUUUAAUGAUCAAGGAAUUCCACACAUCAAACCUAAAUUUCCAUUUGGGAAUUUGCAAGGAAUUGGCUCUAAGUAUCAUUUAAGUGAAAUAACUCGGCAAGUUUAUGAAAAAUAUAAAAAUGAAGCAAAAGUUGUUGGAUUUUAUAAUUUUGUUCAGCCUAUAUAUCUUGUCACUGACACUGAGACCGUUAAAGUUAUAGCUAUCAAAGAAUUUAAUAAUUUUGUUAAUCGAGGAUUUUUCGUAAAUGAAGAAAAUGAACCUCUAUCAGGUCAUAUAUUUGCACUUGAGGAUGAUCGUUGGCGGUUUAUUCGAAACAAAUUAAGCCCUGCAUUUACGUCAGGAAAACUAAAGCUUAUGUUCAAUACGAUCAGCAAAUUAGGAGAUAAAUUCGUUGCAAAAGUCGAAGAAAAAUCUAAGACUUCCGAUUUUAAUUUUAAGGAUGUAGCUUCAAGAUUUACUGUUGAUAUCAUUAGCACUGUUGCUUUUGGAAUGGAUUCAAAUACUUUAAAUUAUGAGCAUCAAGAGUUGAUUGAUGUGUUUAGUGAAUUUACUGGUCCUCCAAAUAGUCGAAAAAUUUUUGCAUUUUUCUUUAUGAUGGCUUUUCCUAAAAUUGCAAGAAUUUUAAAGCUGCGUCAAUUCAGUAAAAAAGUUUCUGACUUUUUCACUAUUGUCGUUGGCGGUAAUAUUAAGUAUCGUGAGGAUAACAAUGAUAAUCGAAAUGAUUUCCUGAAUAUGUUGAUCCAAUUAAAAAACAAAGGAUCAAUUGAUGGAGAAAUUUCAACAGAAACUAAGAAAUUGACUCUUAAUGAAAUUUUAGCACAAGCAUUAUUAUUUUUCUUAGCGGGUUCUGACUCCUCUAGCACCACAUUAUGCUUUGCAUUGACAGAACUAGCUUUCAAUCAAGAUGUUCAAGAAAAAUUAAGAACUGAAAUUUUAAAAAAGACAAAAGCCACAAAUGGAGAAAUAACUUAUGAAAUUCUUCAUGAAUUGACCUACUUGAAUCAAGUUAUUGAUGAAACACUACGAAUGUACACACAAGGCGUGAUGAUUUUACGAAAAGCAAAAGAAGACUUUCAAGUUCCAGACUCAAAUAUUACUAUCAAAAAAGGAUCAAACGUUUGGAUUCCUACAUUGUCUUUCCAUUUUGAUGAGCAAUUUUGGGAAAAUCCAACAAAGUUUGAUCCGGAAAGAUUUACACAAGAGGAAAUAGAUAAGAGACCUCCUUUCUGUUAUUUUCCGUUUGGCGAAGGACCUAGAAAUUGCAUCGGAAUGAGGCAAGAAUUUGGCCUUUUGAAUGUCAAGUAUGGAGUUGCAACGAUCAUCAAGAAUUUCAAAGUCACAGCAGAUGAUCGAAUGACACAUCCAAUAAAAUUGAACCCAAGAGUUCCGCAUCUAGAACCGAAAGAUGGUUUUUGGUUGAACUUUGAAGGAAUUUGAGAAAAUUUUUGAGACUUGUUAAUCUUUGCAAAAUAAGUUUUUACAUUGACUUCACACUUUUAAGUCCACAUGACUCAUAACCGAUAUUCUCAAAUAAAAAUAAAAGUAAUCUUCAGCAUUAAGAUUAUUUUUGACUCAUACACAAACAA
Chironomus riparius is the source of this 1670-nucleotide messenger RNA. NCBI's taxonomy places the organism in Eukaryota, Metazoa, Arthropoda, Insecta, Diptera, Chironomidae. The record is from the annotation of a GenBank genome assembly.